Messenger RNA from Trichoplax adhaerens, 975 nucleotides. RefSeq lists its product as hypothetical. The record is from RefSeq and is a predicted model, not a curated record. Gene Ontology annotation, molecular function: glutathione transferase activity. NCBI's taxonomy places the organism in Eukaryota, Metazoa, Placozoa, Uniplacotomia, Trichoplacea, Trichoplacidae. Gene Ontology annotation, biological process: glutathione metabolic process. The coding region runs from base 1 to 792 and encodes 263 amino acids. The transcript is spliced from 3 exons.
AUGAGUGCUGCAACACUUGUUGUUGUCUUGAUUGCCAGUUUAAUUGCAUUACAUUAUACUGGCCAUGAAGCUCUAGUAAGUAAAACAGUCAGUCGACUAGUCCACGGUAAGGCGGGUUGUUUUCCAAUCAAAGACAUCAAGCAUGUCAAAUUGCAUUAUUUUGCUGGACGUGGCCGUGGCGAAGCGAUGCGAUUGCUGAUGAAUGAUUAUAAUAUAUCUUAUUCUGAGAUGGGAUAUACACGAGAGACUUGGCCUAACGCAAAACAAGAAGGAUUAAAGAGUGGGUUAUACUUAUUUGGCCAGGUUAUCCUUAGGUACUUGGGUCGUUCGGUUGGAUUAGAUUGUGAAUGUGAUGAAUUGGAUUAUUGCAACAUGAUUGCUGCGGGAAUUGAGGACAUGGGAAAACAACUGAGUAAAAUUAUGUAUGAUCCAAGCUUUUCAGUCGCAAUGAGAGAUGAAUAUCUAAAAUCCACAUUACCUACAUGGCUAGGAUACUUUGAAAGACUGAUCCCUUCACAAUCUACCAACUCGCAAAAGCAAUCCGAUUAUAUUAUUCAUGGUCAUUUAACGUGGGUAGACUAUUUGUUGGUAGCUGCUCUUGAUGCAAACAUUGAAUUUGGACAGUUUUUACUCCCAGGCGACUCUCCUGAUCAAGCAAAAACUGACGUGUUGAAACCAUUCCCAAAGUUGGCGCAGUACUACAACUCAAUGUUUAACAGACCUGCAGUAAUAGAUUAUUUAAAAAGUGACAAACGCUAUCCCUUCAAGCUUCCUUACAUGCCUAAAAAAUAAGAUGGAAAUCUACGGUCAAGACAAUAUUAAAGCCGUUUCAUCUUGAGCGCCCGAAAUUGGUUUACAACUAGACUGAUAUCAGAGUGUGUACAGUGAUUGCUUUCAUAGUUAAUUUUCAUUUUCGUACUAUUGAUGGGUAAUAGAUAUCGAAGUAUAUUUCUGAGAGAAGUUUAAUCCAUUUCA